CGGUGGGGCAGCAUCUCACCCUGUACUCGUGCCACAGUGCCUCGCCCUGACCUGCACUGUCACCACUUUCUGGCCAUUAUUGAAGCCAUCUUAGCCUACUCAUUUUGGCACUAAUGAUUUAUUUUGGCCACAAUGAGGCAGGUGAUGCGUGUUGGGCACCGUGGAGUCAGCAGGGUUCCUCACCUGGCAUACGUCACACACCCAGGGAUUAUUUAAAUAACCUUAACCUAUUUCGAGACUUGACUGUUAUGGUUAUCAAUUUGUGAUCUCUAUAGUAGGCAUGGCGAACGGAACCAAGAAGCCCGGCUACAUCAGCAGCUUCAUGUCCUUCUUGGAGUCACAGGACAUUGAUGACCCUGAUGAUCCAGGUGCUAUGGCAGACACUAACAGUGCCUCAGACAAGGAGGGGAAAGGAGUUAAUGUUGACAUCAAGAAAGAAGAGUCUUCAGUAACCUUUGAUCCACCAGAGGAUGAUGGACUUGCCGAUAAGGAGAUUAAGGUAGAAAUGGAGGAAUUAGCCUCUGCCGACUACAUCCCAGAAGAGGUCCAGGCCACUGAUGGGGAAAACACCAACAGCUCUGAGGCAACUAGCACAAGUGAGAGUGGCGAGACUUCUAAGGGUGGCCGGCGCAAUGUGGCAAGGAGAGGGCGACGCAAGAAUGGUGCAGCACAAAGUGAGACAAGACCACAGAGAGAGAACCUGCGGAGAACAUCCCGGGCAGUGAAGCGGUACGGCAACACUGAAGUGGAGUCUGAUGGCCUGGCAGACUCAGACCCAGACUUCCAUCUCAGUGACUCAGAUGAUGACCCUGACUUCAAUCCAGUAGACAAAAAGACGAGUGCGGCCAGUGAUGAUGAAGAGGAGAAGCCGAGGCGAGGUAGGGGGAGAGGCAGAGGAGGCACACCACAUAGAGGCGUUUUCUCUCCUCAAGGCCGAGGUCGAGGAAUCAAACGAACUCUCGAUAAAGAAAAUUCUGCAUCUGCUAGCAAAUCUCCCACCACCACUUCCACCAUUAUCACCACCACUGCUACCACCACCACCACCACCACCACUACCACUGGUAGUCCACCUAAGAGAAGAGGCCGGCCCCCAUCGUACCAGCCUGUCAAGAUCCUGCCCAAACCAACUACUGAAGGAAACACUAGAACAGAGGGUGGUGGGCAGGACAGUGUUGUGGUCAUGGUAAGUGAAGAGAUGAAUGAAAGGAGAGGCCCUGCACAGUUGAGUUCAGCAUACAAUUAUGCUGGAGGCCAAGUGCAGCGGCAGACUCAAAACAUCAUGGUGCCCGAGGGACCGGAGCUGACGGCGGAGCAACUUGAAAUGGUAGAGUCCCAAUUCAAGAGUGGUGACUUUGUGAUGGCCAAGAAGGACAUGGAGAUGAUGGAGAACCCACCCAUAUGGAGGAUUGAUGGCAAGUCUCUCCUGCAGAAGUUCCAAGCAUUUGAGAAAGACGGAAAGAUCCUAUACAGGAAUAUAUCAACUUACUCUGGGUGGACGUCACAGGCCAAGGCUCUCUACCUGGGGGUCAAUGUGACCUUCGUGUUCCAGUCACGCUAUGACACUGUAGUGCAGAUGUUGGGUUUUAAGCCUGAGGGGGAGGAGGAAGAGUCAGAGUCCUCCAAGGAUGAUGCCAGCAAGCAGACCUGGUCAAACAUGAAGACUCAGCAAAUGGACAUUGAAAUCUCGGAGGAGCUGCGAUCACAUAUGACAAGCUUUGAGAUCUACCUGCAGACACUCAUCUCUCAAGCCUUGGACAACAACUUUCUUGUGGAAAUCUAUGAAGAGAAUGAUGAAUACUUUGUGGAAAGAGUGAAGGUGAUUGAUGAAUUAGCAGAACAGAGAAAAAAGAAGGUCCUUGAGAUUAUUCAGUGGAACACUCAGUUCAAGGAUUCAUUAGACACAUGGCCAAAUGUUAAUGUGAUGGUCGGGCACACUAUGACUGAUGACUUGUGUACAGCAUGCUCAAAGAACAAACCUGUCAAGCUCCUCCAAAUGUAUGGGCAACUUUACAACCAACAGACACUGUGCUCCAGGGAGGCAUUGCCCUCAGAGAGUGAUAUCAAGAACUUUAAUGUGUGUGAUAGCUGCUCCAACAUCUCACAACUCUACAACAAGGUGGCACACCAGAAGUAUAAUUACUAUUCAGAGUGUAAAUCAGAGGUGACCAACAUGAGAGUGGCUGACUCCAAGAAGGCCACCACAGCCAUCCUGCAAGACCUGCUUGCUAAUGACCACUGGAUCACUAAGCUGUUCCGGUCGAUGUGUACAACGUGGAUCAAGGUAGACAGGCUCCACCAAGAUGAGAUUGAACGCUUGAAAAAAAAUCAACAGACUACAAGUGCGCCUGCCACUGCUACGUGAUGAGUGGCAGGGAAGUGCACACAGGACUAAGCGUUGCCCAUUACAAAGGCAGUGCACCUCACAGAAACUGGUGUGUAACUGUCCUCUUGGUCUCCCACAAGGAAAGAUUUGCCAGUGAAGUGACAAGUGACACAUCCCAUCUGUGGGACUCCUUACAGAAACAGUUCCAAAAGUGGUUUUAGUAAGCCUAUAAUUAAAUUGUUCUUAAUCAUAAAAUUCUAAUGUGAAUGAAUUGGUUUUAAUAUACACAGUUUCAGUGUUUUGUAAGAUGGAAUGCAGCAAGUGAGAAAGUGAGGCAGCACAAGAUUUAUGUCUUGCUCAUGGGAAGUCUUGAGAAGAGCUGAAAAGUGUGGUUGUGGUACAAACAUUUGUUGAAGUAUUGCCUCACUGCAUUAGGUGGCACCACACAAGUGGAGUGAUGAUGGAGGAAGAAGAUGAACACCAAAUUGUUAAUUGUCGCACACUGAUAUAAUGUAGCAGUCACUGAAGAUUUCAUCAGCAUACAUGAGAGUCACUUGCUUGUCUCAGUAUGACUUUCUCAUGGACAUACAGAGAUAUCCUCUCAAAUUCAGUAUCCGCCUCACAAAGAAACUGAAAUCCUUUUGUUUCUGAUGGUUCCAGCCUUCACACAGUACAAUAAAUAUCAUGAUGCUAUGUUAUGUGGAUUACAGAAAAUAUUUGAUACAUUAAAUUAGUGUGUAGAAUACAGUGGCAUAGAAGAUAAGUAUGAUAUUCAACACUCAACAUUUGCUUCCUAUUUGACUAAGGUUUUCUUUGGGUGAGUGACUGGUUAGGUGUAUUUCAUUUCCUGAUAGUUUAUGAUUGACUUUUAUUUCUUGUAAGCGAUGGAGCUGGUGAUUGUGAUAGGACAUCUUUCCCUAACAAGGCAGGAAAGUUACACUCCAAUUUGUUUUCCCUCCAUUAUCUGAUCAUCUGUUUGCAUGGAUUGCUAUAAGAAAUAUUUGCCAUAGGUUUAUCAGCAAUGGGAGCUUCACUAUUGUCAUUCAUAAGCCUGAGCUUCAUUUGAGCUACCUUGUACUUUUAUUUGUUUUGAAGUCCAUGAAUGCAACUGAAGUGUACCUCCAGCCUCUUCCAUAGGUCACUUCCCCAGCAAAGCAGACUCCCAGCACCUGUCACAUCAAUAAAGGUGGUGUCUUGUGCAGUGUGUCUCCCAUCUUCAUGAUAAGUGAUAUGCACAAUGCUGCUCUUGUGGAUGUACUAAAGCUUGGGAGGAAGUGAUCUAUAGUGCAAAACAAUUCAUCAACUGAAACUUGCAAAACCUUUCAUUUGGAAUCUUUGUUUCUUUCAUUACCAAAGCAGAUGUUCUUAAUAAUGUGUCCUAUUUUGAUCAUUUUUUAAGUAUGACACAUUAUGCUCAGAAUUUCUCUCUCUCUCUCUCUCUCUCUCUCUCUCUCUCUCUCUCUCUCUCUCUCUCUCUCUCUCUCUCUCUCUCUCUCUCUCUCUCUCUCUCUCUCUCUCUCUCUCUCUUUUGUGUGUGUUAACUUGUGCUAAAGUCAGCUUUGUGACACUUGUAAGUGCUGGUGAGGAGACUCAGGUCUGACAGUCCAGCUUGAGAUGGAUGCACGACAAAAACACAUUUUCAUAAAUCCUGACCAAAUUUUAGAAGUUGACCAAAUAAAAGUGUGUCUGCUGCUGCUGUCUCUGGCUCAGAAUUUGUCAGUGUUUUGUUAUUCUUAAUUUUCAUAACUCCACUCAUAGAUUCAUGGCAUAUACACAAUAGAAGUUAUUUUUGUACAUAAUGAGUAAGGCAGUACGGCAUAGUAUUAUUGAUGGUUUUGAAUACAUGAGAGAUGAACUUUAGGAACCUCUGCUGGAUCACAUUCAGGAAGCAGGAGUGACAGCUUAAAAGACUACAGUCAAUGAGAGUCUUGGACUUAGAUCAUGAAAGGUUUGAACAGUAGAAACAUUGUGUUGAAAUUGUGUGGCGCAUUGCAAAGAAGAAAAAAAUGUGGUAAUGUAAAUAUUAUAAAUUUAAUCAGAUGGUGUGAAAAGAGUUAAUACAUUACUGUCUGAGGCUAGAGAUUGAAAAGCAUUUUUAGGAAAGCAGUAUUGAUCUGGAGAAGCAAAGAUGGAGAUAUUUUUGUGGUGGGAGUUAAUGAAGACAUGACCUCAAGGUAACAGAUAAAAGUUGUAGAGAAAAUCAUUCCAUUUGGUAAAACAUUUCUUGCGUACACUUUGCUACAAGUGUAGGUGGAAAGUGAGAGGAAACCAUGUUAAGAAACCAAUGGAGUGAUUUCCUGUGUGCCACACUUCCCUGGGUUCAUGAUUUACCAAUGUCAUGUGUUUCAAUAGGCAUUAUGCAUCAGGUAUGCCAGUAUGCCCCUGGGCUGUGUCCUUCUUGCUCUGGAGGCAGACAAAUUCUGUGACCAGUGUAGUCUGUUAUGUUCCUUUAAAUGCAUUUCAUGCAGCAUAGAUACCUUGAGGUGGCAGGUGCACUUCACAGAUGCGUCAAAGCUGAAUGCAUCCAGAUGACACUUGCUUCAAUGAUCGUGGAACAAAUAUUAGAGUAGAUAAUUCCUUUCUACCUUAUUUUUCUAAUACCUUGCCCCUUUUGAUGUGAUCCCACAGGAAUGGCUGCUGCAAAAGAGUCCUUGCCUUUUUAUCCAAAAACACUCAUUUUGUUUUAUAUACACUCACAUGAUAAUUUAUGUUGGGUUAGGUUCAUCAGUGGUUUAAAGUGAGUUCUGCAUAAUUUGAAUAGUACAUUCCUACAUGGAGUGAUGUCAUGCUUGUGCUUCUGUUCCAUGAAUAUGUGUAAGUCACUGCUCACCACUAGAAUUUAUAGACAAUGUAGAAACAGAAUAACUAGCGUUGACACAAACAUCUUUAUUUUCUAACCAUUUUCUUGCUUAUAUAUCAGAUGUUUCGACAUCUCAGUAUGUCAUCAUCAGUGGUCUAAAAAUAAUAAAAAUACAUUAGAAUUCUAAAAGACACAAUAAAAAAAUUAUAUAUAAAAUUAUAAAAAAAUUAUACAUGAAAUAGAAGAGGUAAGAGGGGAAAGGUGAGGGGAAACGAUGACAAGUAAACAAAAAAUAAAUAAAUAAAUAAACACAGCACAGCACAGCAAGGGUUGAAAGCAAGGCAGUGAAUGACCUAAAAAUAUUUUAUGUAUAAUUUUUUUAUUGUGUCUUUUAGAAUUCUAAUGUAUUUUUAUUAUUUUUAGACCACUGAUGAUGACAUACUGAGAUGUCGAAACAUCUGAUAUAUAAGGAAGAAAAUGGUAGAAAAUAAAGAUGUUUGUGUCAACGCUAGUUAUUCUGUUUCUACUGAAGCUGAGGUUCCCCACGAACAGACCUGUCUCUGAUGUUUAUAGACAAUUAUAUGAAAUAUAUCAGCUGGUGAAACAUGUCACUAAUAAACAAGCAAGCUAAAAUAUACUAUAUAUGUAAACCAAGAAUAAAUUCAGCAAAAGGACAGUAACAGUACAAAUUCCAUUUCACAUCAAUAUUAACAAACAAUCGAGUGGUGAUGGCAAGAGGCAGAAUGUGUCACAUGAAACAAGCUGAGAUGGACUCCUUAUCACUACCAAAGAAUCUGAACCAAGUAGUCACUGGUGGUGGAGCAGGACACACCCAUCCUGCUCCACCAGCAGGGACUGUUUGGCCAGCAGCAGGAGGUUGUAUUGUUUGUCAAUGUUUGGCUUGACAGUCUCUGAGUUGUCCAAACCAUUGGUUUUAAUGGGGUUGAAUUUUACGAACCUUGCACAUUUAUUUCAUAUCAUACAUCUACACAUUUAAGGAAGUUUUAUUUAAUAAGUUGGUGUUUGUGUGGUAGCCUUUGUAAGUUAAUCUAAACCAUGAAUGGUUGAAACACAAACUAAUGAGGCUUUGUAAUUGUAUUUUUUCUGUAAUUGCAUUUUUUCCUUAUCAAUUCACAGAAAUUAAAUUCAUGUAAAGAAAGAGCAAAGUGCACACAAUAGCAAACUUCUUUUUGUACUCUCAUACUCAAUUCUUCAUUCCAGUUGCACAAGCAUCCAUGUUUAAUUGUUUAUACACAUUGGCAUGCAUAUUCAUAGAGAUCACAUGAUCAAUUACUGAUAGGUUUUCUUCACCUGCUAUUUUAUAUUUGAUUGAUUUCUCGUUGUUUAGAUUAAAUGACCUAUUGUAGCAUAUAUGCAAUAGUAUGUAGCUCACCUGUGAAGUGAUAUUGAGACAAAAGAGAGCAAAAAGAAAAAAUAAUUAGCUGGUGUAAAUACCAGAAUGAACACUUAAUCAUCUCAAAGUAUGUGACUUAGUGAUUUAUCAGUCUCAUUCCAGUUCUGAAGAGAAAAACAAAUGCAGAAUUCAAGAGGCCUCUGUACUGUGUACUUAACACUUCACUGGCAUUUGUUUUUUGGCUUGGUUUUCCUUCACAACAUGCCAACAAUGCCUUUGUUGAUGAAGCUCUACAGUAUGUGUUCAUGUGGCGGCUGUCCAUAUUCUGCAUUGACACUUGCAAUCACCAUUUUCAUCUGUAGGGCAGUUCAAUGCAAGGCCAGGGAAUGCUAUAUAUCCAAGAAUUAUAAAAAUGUGGAAGAAGCUCUUUGUGUGAAGUGGAUCACACUGCCAUUCAAGGACUGCUAGCUAACACCAUCAUGCAGUACAUGUCAUGCCUUAGAUAUGUGGGAUUGCUGGCAAAUAUAUGGGUGUUAUGGGCAAGGCAGUUCUGCUGCAUCACAGGAGUACCAUGUGGAUAGUUUUGUCAUUUUUAUGCAGGUGUGAUCAUUCAUAUGUUAUGUCUUGCAUUAGUCAUUGAAUAUCAGGACAAAUUUAUCUUAUUCUCACUUGUAUGACUGAGUGUGCAUGAGUUACUGAACACUGCUCAUCAGAUGACAGGAAGUGGCUGGCUGAAAGGAGGUGUGCAACAUGUGCAUAGUGUCUCCUCGACAGUAUUAAUACAUAAUGAAUAGAUGUGAAAGCAGAGCCACAAGUGGUAGUAAUAAUGUUGAAACACUAUCACAUGUAUUAAAUUAGGUUUAAGUAUUAAUUUCUCCAUCAUAUUUGAUGAUUCAGAGGUGAAUUUGAAGUGUUUGGACAUAAAUUGCCUCUCCUAGGCACACAAUAACUGAGUGCACCAGUUUUAGCCAUUAUUGUAUAUUUUUAUUGAUUUGUUAUCAUAUUAAUGCAGUGGAUAACCAUUUAUUGAAUUUUACUCCAACAUAUGCUUCCAUCAAAUUAAAUUUUUCACUUAAAAUGUUAAGUUUAAAACCAGUAAUUCAAUGUACAUAUUUUGAUUUUGUAAUCUCUCCUCAGUUCAUACUAAAGUUUUGUCUGACCACAUCUUCAGCCUUUUUUUUUUUUUUUUUUUUUUUUUUCAUGCUACUCAUUCAUCAUUAUUGUCAUUCAGAGCACCUCAGGAUUGCUUGUUUUACCAUAAGUCACCAGAACUGUACAUAUUCAAGUGUUCCAUAUGUGGACUCCUGUGGGGCUGCAGGACACCUCCAAGUGAGAAUAUCUAUUAUGUAGGUUUUGUAUUUCAAUUUAUCCUAAGGCAUAUAUAAUUUUAUUUUGUACUUAUUUUGUAUUAUCUUUACCAAAAAACUGAUGUUAAUAUUAAACAACCUUCAUCUGACCUAAUCCAACAAUUUGAAAUCAAGUUAUGUGAGAGAUUGGUGUAUCAGGAAGGUCUGGAUUUGAGAGAAGAUUGCAACUGUUUUUUGCAUUGUACAUAAGAGUGAAGAUAUAACUCAAGUUUUAUUGUCACAUAGACCAAGAUACACUAGUGAAUGUCAGCAGUAUGGAUCAAACAAAACUAAGAUGGUAUUAUUUAGUUUCAUACCUGGCAGUGAUUUCCUAUUUACUUAUUAUUUUAAGUUUCCUGUUUUAUUGACUUCAUAAAUUUGAGAUCAAUUAUUUUUCUUACUAAGUCAACAGGCUGCUGCUGUCAGUGUUCAGAACAUGAUGUCCUUAAAAGUUUUGACACUAAAUUAUGAACUUGAUUUAUAGUUGUGUAGGGAGGUGAAAGAGCAAAAGAAAGAAUAUAAAUAUGUCUUUGUUUAACCAUUUCUUACAAAUUAUUUACCAAGGUGCAAAGUGCACACCAAAAAAUAAAGUGGUUUUUUGUA
Molecule: messenger RNA, 8426 nt
Organism: Portunus trituberculatus (swimming crab)
Lineage: Eukaryota; Metazoa; Arthropoda; Malacostraca; Decapoda; Portunidae
Product: glutamine and serine-rich protein 1-like
Exons: 15
Coding region: 281-2362 (693 amino acids)
Cellular component (GO): nucleus
Source: RefSeq, a predicted model, not a curated record